AUGGAAGGAGUAUCAGUCACCGUGUACAGAAGAAUUACUCGAUACUGGCGAAGGAAGGGAUACGAGAGGCUAAAUGGAAAUGCCGGCGGCCGCGGAAGAAAAUCACGCGUGGUUGAGCAAGCCGCUUCCGAUGGAAAUAGCCGUCGACGGCGGUUCUGGAGGAUAAAAUUGACUCCAAGGCUUAAGCUCAAGCUCCGAUUCACGCCGAAGAAGUUUUUGUGCGGAUUACGCGAUGCAUACGUGAAUAUGAUGAUGAAACUCGCGAACACGAGAAUGAUCAGCACCGGAUGUUCGGGCGGAUACGCCGGAGAUGGAGUGACUGGAUACGGAUUGAGACCAAUCAAGGAGUAUGAUGAAAGGAUGAUUGUUGAGAUCUACAAAUCGAUUAUCAUGGCUCAAGGUCAAUUGGUGCCUCGUGAUGCCGCCAGAAUUGGCACCGGCAUUGUAUGCCGACGGUAA
Messenger RNA from Fraxinus pennsylvanica, 459 nucleotides. NCBI's taxonomy places the organism in Eukaryota, Viridiplantae, Streptophyta, Magnoliopsida, Lamiales, Oleaceae. The record is from the annotation of a GenBank genome assembly.